AUGCAAUUCCCAACGAAGAUCACAGUCUUUAUGGCGAUGUUCGCUUCGACCUCAGCACUGUUCGACUGUACGGCCGAAAAGUCGACGGGGCCCUGCAUCGAUGGAGGGUGCUUUAAGACAGGCCAAGUCUGCACGACCACAGGCUGCUGUGCGGCGACUAACGUGGUUCAGGAACUAGUCUGUGCCGAGAACUCUAAGAACGGACCGUGUCUCAAUGGUGGAUGCCUGACUGACGGCGAAGCUUGCAUUGGUACUGGAGCCGACGCUUCGUGUUGCGAUCCUACGGGUGUUGCUGCAGUCACAACGACCACCAGGAAAACCGUUACCAAAGGUACCACCUGUCGCGACCUGCUGAACCCUGCUACGGGUGUCUCGGAUUGUCCGAUGCGUUCUGCACUCUGUACCGACGCCAUCUAUCUUGAGGUCAUGCGCGUUCAGUGCCCGAAGACGUGCGGUUUUUGUGGGAGCUCCAACAAUACUUUCGUGAUUUCCACCUGCGUCGACGCGAUCAACCCGGCCACCGGCACUUCGGACUGCCCGGCUAGACGUUCCCUCUGCAACGACGCCACUUACCGUACACUUAUGCAACAGCAGUGCUGCGCCACCUGCGGCGGCCGUGGC
Molecule: messenger RNA, 621 nt
Organism: Mesorhabditis spiculigera
Lineage: Eukaryota; Metazoa; Nematoda; Chromadorea; Rhabditida; Rhabditidae
Source: the annotation of a GenBank genome assembly